AUGGUCACCAGAAAGAUCUGGGUCAAGCGGCCCAUGAACUCGGCGACGUUGGUGACCGUCACCGAGGACGAUCUUGUCGACGAUGUGCGCGACAUGAUCUUGCGCAAAUACACCAACUCUCUUGGCCGCCAGUUCGACGCUCCCGAUCUCGUGAUACGUCUCUGCAGUCGAGAUCAGCAACAUUCAAGCCGAGUGCUGCAGCCAGAGGAGCCUAUAUGCCGAUUGAUCGAUGCCGCCUAUCCUGGUGGGCAGACCGUUGACGAAGCCUUGCUCAUCGACAUACCAAGGAGAACUCCCAAAGCUUCUCCCAAUCCUAGGUUCUACAGCGACGACAGGCCGCACGAGUCUGGAACCGACUAUUUCCCACCAUAUCCGCCCGCGGUGGUACACCAUCCCGCAGGCACCCACCUGCAGCCAGGCAGUAUGCAGCUCGCCAACGGUGUGCACUUCCCACCCUCCAUGAGUGUUGUUUCUGGCGGCACCCUACCGCCACUGCCAUCGCCUGGUAGUGUGCGACGGCUGGCUGCACGACCGAAAAUGAUACGCGGCCAUACUGCGUCACCGAUAGCCCCCAUUCCUUCAAAUGGCGUCUCAGGCCACCCUUCACAGUCAGGUGCGAUGCCCCCAACCACUCAGUACAAUUACAUCCCAAGACCAGGACGCUCAAGGACACACUCAGAAGCCUCAUCCGGACAAUCUGGACAUGUUGCUCCGGCACCUGCGAUUCCAUCUCCUCCCGCUCCAGAACGAACGGCGACCCCACCUCCACGUGUGGCUUCCCCACGGCCGUCUGCCCGGGCUAGAAAACCGAAAAAGCCCGAGAAGCCAGCUCUUCAGACAACAUUACCACCAGGACUGCUGAAUGGAGGUGUGCCCCCCAUCAACGUGCUCAUCGUCGAGGACAACAUCAUCAAUCUCAAGCUCCUGGAAGCUUUUGUGAAACGUCUCAAGGUUCGCUGGCAGACAGCCAUGAACGGCAGAGACGCGGUAACAAAGUGGCGAACUGGUGGCUUUCACUUGGUUCUCAUGGACAUUCAGCUUCCCAUCAUGAACGGUUUGGACGCCACGCGUGAGAUCCGGCGGCUCGAGAAGGUCAACUCCAUCGGCGUCUUCUCCUCGUCCGCGAGCAGCGCCCUUCAAGAAACCCACGUCGAGCCAGACGAGGUGGACAAGCUCAGCAACACUGAAAUGUUCAAGAGCCCCGUAAUCAUUGUAGCCCUCACUGCCAGCUCGCUGCAGAGCGACAGACACGAAGCCCUGGCUGCUGGCUGCAAUGACUUCCUGACCAAGCCUGUCAACUUCGUAUGGCUCGAACGCAAGGUCAUGGAGUGGGGUUGCAUGCAGGCUCUGAUCGACUUUGACGGCUGGAGGAAGUGGAAGGACUUUUCGCAGAAGGCGCAAGAGGCAGAGGCGGCCAAGAAGGCUCAGGUUGCCAAGGCUAAAGCAAAGAAGGAUAAGAACAGGCUACCCACCCCCGUCGCCGUAUGA
Messenger RNA from Microdochium trichocladiopsis, 1488 nucleotides. RefSeq lists its product as uncharacterized. Bases 1 to 1488 code for a protein of 495 amino acids. Gene Ontology annotation, biological process: osmosensory signaling via phosphorelay pathway. Gene Ontology annotation, molecular function: phosphorelay response regulator activity; protein kinase activator activity. The record is from RefSeq and is a predicted model, not a curated record. The transcript has 2 exons. Gene Ontology annotation, cellular component: Mcs4 RR-MAPKKK complex. NCBI's taxonomy places the organism in Eukaryota, Fungi, Ascomycota, Sordariomycetes, Xylariales, Microdochiaceae.